UGUAAACAAAAAACUUUAGUGCCUCUACUCGACGUCUCACACAAAAAUAUUCCUAAAGAAAACGAAACAAAUAGAAAUAAUAUAAAGAACAGAAAGAAGAAAGAAGAAAGAGAAUAGAUCCAGGGGAUAUAGACUAGACAAUAGUCUAAAACCCCUAUAAAAGAAGAGAGAAGAAGAAGAAGACUCGACGUCUUGUGGUGGGAGGCUGCCAUAGUGUCCUGCGUUAUAACCUCCGUUAUACUCUGGUGUUUAUUUCCUGGCAGCCCCACCUCCGUUAUACUCCGCUAUACUCUGGUGUUUGUUUUCUUGGCAGGCCCGUGUCAUAUAUGAAUGCUGUGACGGAAAUUGAGUCCUGGGCAUGCUGGUCGAAUUAAGAGAGAGAGUAAGCCACCAGCAGUGGCGAAGGAUUGCUAGGAGGGAGAGACGACGCAGAGUCCGCCAACAGCUUGCUCAGGAACUUGAUGCAAAACUUCAAGAAGAGCAAACAGCCCUUUUAGCCGAUCCAGCAUAUGUGGCAGAGUUAGAGAGAAUAGAACGUCUAGAAGAAGAGGCCGAGAGGUUAGAACAGCUAGCAGCGGCACAGGCAAAGAGAGAAUGGGAGUUGAGAGAUGCUGCCCUGCACACAAAGUUCCUGAGGGAGAAGCAGAAACGUUGCCAACAGGAAGAGGAGCGGGCCAAGCAAGAGGUAAUGUCUAAAUUUUAGUAUCUCGCAGUUCGGAGAAAAAAAAAGCUUAUGUGUGUUGCAUAUUUUUUUAUUUCAUUUAUUAUUUUAUGAAUACAGAGUUUACCCUGAACUUUCACACAUUCAGAUAUCCAGAGACUUUGCCUAAUUAUUAAUCAAAUGACUUGAAAUUAUAAGGAACUGCAAAAACAGAUAUAUAAAUCAUGAGCAUACACAUAGAUAACCAUUAAGUAACAAAUAACAAGAAAAAGCAUACACAGACCAUUACAUACAGACAGACAUACAUACACACACGCAGGCAUGAACACAUUCUCACUCAUUCAUUCACUCCAAGGAACAUGUAAUCAGGUAGCUAGCCUCCAUUUGUCCUGUUGAACCCCCAAAAAAAUCAAAUUGACUUUUUCCAGGAGUUCAUUUGUUAAUCAUAGGGAACUCUUUGUUAUCAAAAAUAACCGGGAGAUUUUUAAACUUCAGGUAAAUAUAUCAAUAUCGAGUAAAUUAUACGAAUAAUUAUGUACCUUGCUAUAUCUGAUA
Messenger RNA from Penaeus indicus, 1216 nucleotides. RefSeq names its product U2 small nuclear ribonucleoprotein auxiliary factor 35 kDa subunit-related protein 2-like. The transcript is spliced from 3 exons. Bases 359 to 703 code for a protein of 114 amino acids. The record is from RefSeq and is a predicted model, not a curated record. Lineage: Eukaryota; Metazoa; Arthropoda; Malacostraca; Decapoda; Penaeidae.